This is a messenger RNA of Camponotus floridanus (Florida carpenter ant), 1790 nucleotides long. RefSeq lists its product as uncharacterized. The coding region runs from base 304 to 1761 and encodes 485 amino acids. Gene Ontology annotation, molecular function: protein binding. NCBI's taxonomy places the organism in Eukaryota, Metazoa, Arthropoda, Insecta, Hymenoptera, Formicidae. The transcript has 4 exons. The record is from RefSeq and is a predicted model, not a curated record.
CGGCGUCGCGACGCGAGCCAUCCGCGUCCUUCGGUUCCGUUGACAGCGCGCGCUGACAGUUGAAACCCGGUACAGGUGUGCUCCGCUCGACCGGGAGGACCGGGGGAAAUCCUCACCUGUUACGUUAACGAGCGAAGACGGACCACGUCGGACGGCCGUCGAAGCCGCGGAGAGGUCCACGAAGGGACAUCGCGACGUCGUCGAAGGCGCCACGACGGCGUAACAGAGUCCCGCAAAACAAUCAAGACGAAUCAUUCUUGUAAACGCGGACCAUCGGGUUAGAGGUGCCCUCGAGAUGCGGUGAUGGCUUUGUUGUAUAGGUUCGCGCAGCUGCACGAUCGCAGUGGCACGCGGGUCUUCUCCUUCGUCGUCACUAGGACCGUCGUGCGCGAUCCUGACAGGGACGUCACGAGCAAGGAACUAGUAUGCGGUUUCCAGAGAUGGGCCGUCGCUUUCUCGCGCGGGGAAAAGGUCCUGGGCGUGUACCUGGUAUGGCGUGGCGCAUCAAGAAACCUCCGCGUGUACGUGGACUUCACGUUCACGCUGCUGAAUCGGGAGCACUUUUCUAUGAACGAGAGUUUCUCCGGCAAACGCGUCAAGUUCACUUACGAGGCUCCGGCCCAGGGCAACCGCAGCUACAUCGCCGUGGCUGAUCUCUACAGCCGUAAUUUCGCCGAUACAAAUGGCGAGUUUCAGCUGGAGCUGUCCAUGGCGAAUGUGCGGACGGUAUACAUGACCGAGGUCAGAAUGCCGACGUCGGUGUUCUCGGCCGGCCAGACGAAGCCGAGCAAGCUGGAGACCGACUACUUCGCAUUCGGCGGUUUCGACUGGAAUCUGGUCAUCUAUCCGCACGGCAAGGAUACGGACGGCUCCCGCGGCCAGGACAGCCGCGUGAGCGUCUAUCUCAUGAGACUGUCGGGCUUCGAUCAUCGAUGCAGGGUGAGGUAUAGCCUGGCCCUGGGCGAGGGCGAUCGACGAAUCGACUCGGGACAGAUCGAGGAUAUCUCGGACGCGGAGGGUUGCGGCUUCGGCUGGCACACGCGAGUCAGAUGGUCCGACAUUGCUCACAAGGGCAUGCUUCGCGUGUCGCUUGAGAUGCUCGAGGCGAGAACCAUCUGCGAGAUCGCGGUGCAGGCCUUGGGCUCGUCGGUCCUGCCGGCUGCGCCCUGCUACGAUCGCGACAAGCAAGCCUGGGCCAUACGCGCCGAUCUCAACUCGGACACCGUCAGACUGCACUUGGUGUACAAAGACAUCCACAACGUGCCAAGGAAUCACUUAAGGUACGUUAGUUGGUCGGCAUACUUGCUGAGGGGCGAGGGACCAAACGUCGUGGCGAUUGGACUGCCCGGCGAACCGUUCAGCCGCUACUAUGUUCAAGAGUCCGCUGAUGAAGGUAUCAUCAUGGAGACUAACGUGGAUAUGACCGAGGUGAAGGAGAAUCACUGUCCGUUCCUCACAGACAAGGGACAGCUGAGAAUCCGGAUAGAAUGGAACGAGAGUCACCUGCUCUUUCAGGCGACCUAUCACAAGUACGACGAUGUGUGUCGCGUGCACAAUCAGCAGAUGCGACGCGAAAUCAUGUCGUUGCAGGCGGAAAAUUAUAGCCUCGAGCGGCAACUCUUCAGCUAUCAAAAGAGUCUGGCGUACGCCCAGGCGCAACAACAGCAACAGCAGCCGCACCCGAAUCAGCAACAUCAUUCGGUGGUGGGUCAUCCGGGCCAUCUAGAGCGAUCAGCGUCCAGCGACACCGAAUACGCUUGACAAGUGGAACUCGAGUUACCAGUGUCACC